AUGAUUGAAGAUUCCAUAGAUGAAAAUUGCCAUGUGUACUUAAACCCAAAAAAUUGGCUAAAGGAAUUUGAAUACACCAAAAUACAUGAAAAUGAUUUAAAUGAAGUCAUAAUGAACUACUUUUGUGUUCAUCGGAUGUAUGACGUUGCAAAGGAAUUUCAAAAGGAGGCAAAUGUUAAACCCGACAUGCCUAUAGACACAGUAAAAAUACGGUACUUAAUUCAGAGUGAAAUAAUGAACAACAAAAUUGAGGAGGCUAUAGAGCACAUCAAUAAUUUAGAUGAAGGAAUUUUGAAAAAACACAAGGACUUAGUCUUUUUUCUUAAGAAACAGCAGUUACUGAAAUUGAUAUUGAACAGUAAUAUCAACGAAGCAAUAAUGUAUUCUCAACAAGAACUGGCUCCCUAUGUAAAUGAAAAGCCAUCCCUUAUUAGCGAAAUUGAUGAUGUCAUGAUGCUUAUGGCUUAUCAAGAUUUUAAUAGUGAGGAAGCUAAAAAGUUAAUACAAAAAAUAGAAAAAAAAAAAAAUACAUUAAAAAGGAUUGAUGAUAUAAUUUUAAGUUACUACAAUGUUGACAAUGAGAGCACACUAGAAUAUAUUGUUAAAAAUGUUUCCUUCACGCAGAACGUACUAAGCUCAAAGGUACAAGAUGUGCAGAUCAUACCCAACUUAAAAAAUUUGAAAACUGGUUAUAUAGAAUAUUAUGAAAAGUACAGGAAAAAAAAAAAGAAAAAUUCUAAAAAUAAAAGCAGAAAUAAGAAAAAAGUGAAGGAAAUUAAUGUUGAUGAUAAAACUGUUGAGGGCACUGCAAAAAAUUUCGAUGCACCAUAUGAUGAUGAAUAUCGUUCGGUUUGA
This is a messenger RNA of Plasmodium malariae, 855 nucleotides long. Its product is annotated as RanBPM and CLTH-like protein, putative. The transcript is spliced from 9 exons. Gene Ontology annotation, cellular component: nucleus; cytoplasm. The record is from RefSeq and is a predicted model, not a curated record. Bases 1 to 855 code for a protein of 284 amino acids. Gene Ontology annotation, molecular function: protein binding. Lineage: Eukaryota; Apicomplexa; Aconoidasida; Haemosporida; Plasmodiidae. Gene Ontology annotation, biological process: proteasome-mediated ubiquitin-dependent protein catabolic process.